ACUAUUUGUGUGUCAUAAUGGCAAAAGGAAAACAUUUUCUGAAAGUUUUAAAUAAGCGAUUCCUAAUUAUUUUCGUGUGUGUUUUGAUUGUGUUCACGGAUGCAUAUGCACAGAGAAAUGAAACAACAAUUUCAAAAAGAAUGUUUGGUGCUAACCUGGCCAACAUUAAUGAUUAUCCGUUUAUGGUGGCUAUUUUCGAGAAAUAUUAUUGGAAUAUAUCUCCUCCACAUUAUAUAGGAUCUUGCACGUUGAUAACAAGUAGAACAUUACUAGGAGCUGCUCACGUGACGCAUAAAAUUCCAGUUGGUGCUCUGUUUGGAAGAAUAGGAAGUGCUAACAUGUAUACGGGAAAAAUAAUACAGUUUUCAAAGAUAAUUGAACAUCCAGAAUUUGAUGAAGAGAAAAUGAGAAAUGAUAUUGCUCUGAUAAUAUUAGAAAAUGAUAUUGCUGACUUAUGUCUAACUCAACCAGAACCGGUACCGAUCGCUAUACCACUUCAAGAUAAAACGCUUUAUUCAAAAACUGCAAUUGCCGUCGGAUGGGGCGACGUUGAACUAAAGUACUCAGACUAUGAAUACUGUCUUAGAGCUGCAGAAUUAGAUAUAAUCGAUGCAUCAACGAUGAUUGUUAACGGUGUACCAAAUGAUGAUUCCAGAAUUAUUGCAGCCAAAGAAGGAGUUGCUCUCAUGUAUGGUGAUUCAGGAGGUCCUCUAAUAUAUAAAAAUGAUGCUGGGAAAAAGAUUCAAAUUGGAGUUACAUCUGGAAGCAAGUUGACUCUUGGUGAUCAAAAUAUGUUUCAGUCAGUAGGCUACUUUAGACAAUUUAUAGAAUUGAACGUUGUGGAAAAAUUGGAUUUUGUGCCGUUAUAAAUUAUAUAUAAUUGUUUGAAAGUUAUAAUUUUUACAAAUUCUAUGCUAUUUCUGAGAAACUGCAUUAAUAAAAUAAAAAUCAAAUGUUGUAAGAAAAAUAUUUA
This is a messenger RNA of Centruroides sculpturatus (bark scorpion), 973 nucleotides long. Its product is annotated as trypsin-4-like. The record is from RefSeq and is a predicted model, not a curated record. NCBI's taxonomy places the organism in Eukaryota, Metazoa, Arthropoda, Arachnida, Scorpiones, Buthidae. Gene Ontology annotation, molecular function: serine-type endopeptidase activity. Gene Ontology annotation, biological process: proteolysis. The coding region runs from base 18 to 869 and encodes 283 amino acids. The transcript has 7 exons.